Molecule: messenger RNA, 6144 nt
Organism: Marmota monax (woodchuck)
Lineage: Eukaryota; Metazoa; Chordata; Mammalia; Rodentia; Sciuridae
Gene: Stk35
Product: serine/threonine kinase 35
Exons: 4
Coding region: 36-1655 (539 amino acids)
Biological process (GO): autophagosome organization; peptidyl-serine phosphorylation; positive regulation of autophagy
Cellular component (GO): autophagosome; cytoplasm
Molecular function (GO): ATP binding; protein serine/threonine kinase activity
Source: RefSeq, a predicted model, not a curated record
CUGGGCGGCGCAGAACUCGGCUGGCCUCCCGGGGGAUGGGCCACCAGGAAUCUCCACUGACCCGAGCGGCAGCAGGAGGUGCAGCUUAUAUAAAGAGGUUAUGUAAAGGGCUCAGCUGGCGCGAACACGUGGAGAGGCACGAGAACCUGGAAGCCUGGGCCUCCCCCGCGAGCGCCCCUGCCACCACCGGCGCAUCAGUGAGAUCUGUCGUACGCCUCACUCGGGCCACCGCCUCCCGCGAAACUAGGUCCCGGAGGCAGCUCCGGCCCGGAACGGACCAUCCCCAGGCAAGGGCUCCAGGGGGAAAGCGGGCCGCCCGGAAGUGGAACGGUGCCGGCCAGGUCACAAUCCAAGGUCCCGCUCCUCCGCGUCCCGGGGCCGGACGGAGGGAUGAGGCAGGGGGGUCCCGGGCAGCACCGUUGCUGCUCCCCCCGCCGCCUGCAGCCAUGGAAACGGGGGAGGAGGACGGCGCCCGCAGAGGUACACAAAGCCUGGAGCGGAAAAGGCGAAGCCCAGUGCCGCGGGCGCCCAGCGCGAAGCUGAGGCCGGCGGCGGCGGCCCAGGCCAUGGAUCCGGUGGCGGCCGAGGUCCCGGGCGAGGCCUACCUGGCGAGGCGGCGGCCCGAGGGCGGCGGCGGGUCUGCGCGGCCGCGCUACAGCCUGUUGGCGGAGAUCGGGCGCGGCAGCUACGGCGUGGUUUACGAGGCAGUGGCCGGGCGCAGCGGGGCCCGGGUGGCGGUCAAGAAGAUCCGCUGCGAUGCCCCCGAGAACGUGGAGCUGGCGCUGGCCGAAUUCUGGGCCCUGACCAGCCUCAAGCGGCGCCACCAGAAUGUCGUGCAGUUUGAGGAGUGCGUCCUGCAGCGCAACGGGCUAGCCCAGCGCAUGAGUCACGGCAACAAGAGCUCGCAGCUCUACCUGCGCCUGGUGGAGACCUCGCUCAAAGGAGAGAGGAUCUUGGGCUGUGCCGAGGAGCCCUGCUAUCUCUGGUUUGUCAUGGAGUUCUGUGAAGGUGGAGACCUGAAUCAAUACGUUCUGUCUCGGAGGCCGGACCCAGCCACCAACAAAAGCUUCAUGCUACAGCUCACGAGCGCCAUUGCCUUCCUGCACAAAAACCACAUCGUGCACAGGGACCUAAAACCAGACAACAUCCUCAUCACAGAGCGCUCUGGCACCCCCAUCCUCAAGGUGGCGGACUUUGGACUGAGCAAGGUCUGUGCUGGGCUGGCACCUCGAGGCAAAGAGGGCAAUCAAGACAACAAAAAUGUGAAUGUGAAUAAAUACUGGCUGUCCUCAGCCUGUGGCUCAGACUUCUACAUGGCCCCUGAAGUCUGGGAGGGACACUACACGGCCAAGGCGGACAUCUUUGCCCUAGGCAUUAUCAUCUGGGCAAUGAUAGAAAGAAUCACUUUCAUUGACUCUGAGACCAAGAAGGAGCUCCUGGGGACCUACAUUAAACAGGGCACUGAGAUCGUCCCUGUCGGUGAGGCGCUGCUAGAAAACCCAAAGAUGGAGUUGCACAUCCCCCAGAAACGUAGGACUUCCAUGUCUGAGGGGAUCAAGCAGCUCUUGAAAGAUAUGUUAGCUGCUAACCCACAGGACCGGCCUGAUGCCUUUGAACUUGAAACCAGAAUGGACCAGGUCACAUGUGCUGCUUAAAAUUCAGGGCUGAACAUCUUGGGUGUUUUUAAACUAGGUCGAUCCUUUGGGACCCAUAGUCUCAUCGUGUCUCCGACAGGACGGCAGAGGGUACAGGUGAUGGCUUGGCUGGUUGGCGAUCUCCCUACAGCGACAGCUGGAUCUCCGGCAAUGUGAAGCUUUUGUUUGGGUUUCCCCCUCCUUUUAGUUUUUAUUUCCCCCCUCCCCCCUUUUUUAAUUUAAACCAUCAAGACUUUGGAAGAGCAGAGAGCUAUGCUGUGGACAGGCACUAUUUCUUUAAAGAAAUUCAGUGUGGACAAGGCAUAUGUAUAAAUUUCACUGUUCGUUUUUAUAAGGGUUUAGGGAACGAUUUUGGUUUUGUCCUUCAUUUUACCUCUGUCUCUCUCUUUUACACAUCUCCCAGUUCUGCUCAUACAGCAUCUCACUUCUUGGAGAAGACCCUUCUCCCCGGAGAGCAUUUUGGGUUUCUCCUGGAAUGGGACGUGAAGACUCAAGGAGGCCGUGGGCCACCUCCCUACCAGAUGCAGAAACUGCCGGAUUCCUUGGUGGGCUGGUCCUGGCCCUUGGCCCUCGAUGGGACAGAGGCGAAGAACCACCUGGAAAAGGGCAACUAGGGCGUGGCCAGGAGGACUCCAGAAAGGAGGCCUAAACUCUGGGUUUGGUUCUCUUUAAGCUCUUGGGAGCCCCAGGCCACACCAGGACUCUCAGUGCUGGAAAUCUGUUCCCUCUUGUGUCCUUUACAACUGGGAGUCCCCAGGGAGGAGGUAGCAUGUGACCAUCCCCAUUUGCUGCAGAUGACUGGCCACCCGACCCCAGCCCCACAAGCCCACCUCUCUGUUAGGAAACUGUUGUGCCAAACCUCUGCCCAGGACACACUGGGUCUUCCAUGGGCACCUGUCACUGCUGAGGUCACCCCUCCCUGCUGCCUCCUGAUCGUCGUCUUCCCAGGUGUGCUGCAAGUUUCUAGGCCAUCACAGAGACUGCCGGAGGCCACCAGCCAGUCGUGACCAUUGCCAUGAUAACAGGGCACCCUGAACUGGCCACCACCUUCGUGCGGUGAAGGGUAUGCCCUGUGUGCCGGGGUCCACGGUGUCACACCAGGACACAUGUCAAGAACCAUCUCCCUCUCCCCCAGGGACUUUGCUAGUGCCCGCCCUCAACACAAGUGCAUCCGAUGGGAAGAGAAUGGAGCUGCCCUGGGCAGGAAGGUGUCUGGCAGAACAGGGGAGAACCCGUGCCUGCCAGGUGCCGGUGUGGGGGCUUGUUACCCUAAAGCACCCCUGGCUGUGACCCCUCGACGCUGCCAUCACUGUCUGGGUGGCCCUCUGCUCCUGGCAGUGCUCUUGCAGCCUCCCUCUUGGGCUGCUUCUCCAACCUGGCCCUUCUCCCUGGGCGGCCCUCUGUCUGGCCCUCACAUCCAUAGCAGCCAGAUGGGAUUGGGCCUCUGGAAAGAGGAAGGAGUCAUUUGUCGGGUGUUUUGUUUUUGUACCUAAACCAGCAGAGGAGUGAUGGGGAGGCACCUGGAGGGCGUUGUAGUUGGUGUGAGACCAAGGGGGACUUCCCCCAAAGCAGCAGUCCUCUGGCCCUGGGGGUGUGGGAGACCAGCACAGCAUGGAGCCCCUCAGCACCAGAGUUCUUCCUCCCCUUGGCCGGUGGUUGGCUGCUGCCAGCAGGAUCCCACAGGCGCAGGGCCCAUGGUGGUCACCUGUCUCCUCUCCUGACUUCUCAGGCAGCCUCCUGGGCACACUCUGCACUGCAGCUGGAGGGUCAGGGCAUCAGGGUUCCUUAAUUGAGUGCAUGUCCCUUCUCUGCCCCCCCCAGCCAGUCUUCCCUGGGGGUCAGCUCUGCCUACAUGAGCAAAUGGGAAAAGCAAGUCUCCAACCCGGCACCCUGGCUGUGGUCAUUCUGAAACCCCCCACGCGGGCUUGAGCCUGGGAUGCCUACUUUUUGCCCGCCAUUCUCUCCUGCUUCUCCCAGUCUCAGCUCUGUGUUCUUAGGGCCAUAGCGCGUCCUCUUGGUGUCAUAGUCUUCCCCUGUAGGCCUCAGGGAGGCAGCUCGGCAGGGGGAUCUGCUUCCUCACCUUUCCUCCGGGACUCCCAGCCAGCGCCAGCUUGGUGGUAGGACCUCCCUCCUCAGCUCCAACUAGGGCCAGCUCUUUAUCCCCAAGUGCCUGUCCCUCCCGCCCCACCUCCCUUCCCCUACUGCUCCAUUUUGUCCACCACGGGUACACGGCCAGGUGGUGGGCAGCCUUGGGUCAGCCCCGGGGCCCAUGCAGUCUCUCAGGGCCACUCCCUGCCACCCCCUCAGGGAUUGGCCCCCUCUUCUAUCUCCCCUCUUCCUCCUCCUCCCCAGGCCUCUGUGGGGCCUCAUCUCAGCACCUCCAGGUUUUUUAGGCCUGUCCCAGUUCUAGGAGUUUCCACACCUAAGGCAGCACUCAGUCAUCCUCUUCUCCUUGGGUCUGUGGAAAGGGUGGCUUGUUGGAGACAUCUUGGCCCUGUCCCUCGUGGGUCUGAGCUCGGAUUUCCCUUAGUGUGAGGCAGCCAGGACAGAUCACAGUGCCUUAAUCUCUUGCCUCCCCCACCAGCCCAGUGAACGUAUGGCUUCCCUCCCCGUCUGUCCAUCUGUCACUUGCACUCACAUUCCCUCCUACCCACAGACAGCCCUGGGGGAAGGAGACCCUCUGCACUCCCACGCCCCCUUCCCAGGGCUGCAGCCAGGCACAGGUCUCCCCACCCACCUCCAGGCCACUCCCGAGCAGCUUUAGCCCAGGACUGAAAACUGCUGCAGACAGGUGCACCUUCAGCCUCCACCUCCCCAGCAGGCGUCCUGCCCCUUACCUCUAGCCAGGAGGACACGGCAGUCUGCUCUUCCAGGCUGAUUCCACCUGACCCCUUUCUGGACACCGGGACUAAGGUUGCCAGCCUUAGCCUCAUCUCAUCCCAGGGGCAUUGGGACAGGUAAUGGGAACUCCUUCCUCCCACCCUGAUGGGCUCUGCCCGCCUGGCUGCCUUUCCGAGGGAGUGUAUCAAAUGUUUACCUAAGAAAUACCCUGUUUACAGCUGGAGGAGAAAUGUGCCCACAGUGGGUGGAGAUUUAACUCUCUGGAAAAGGCCUGGCCUCCUUUGUGGCACUGCCAGUGGUGGCCCCAGAGCGGAUGCAAGCAGAGAUGCCUGGGUGGGGGGAAGGCCCCUCACUGCCCCUGCUCCCCACCUGUGGUGCUAAGACCACUCCCGCUCCCCCAUGGCCUCGCUCCAAACAUUCCCGCCUCCCUGCUCUUUCCUCCGAGAGCCUGGGCUCCUUACAUAUCACUUGUCUCCUACCCUAGAAAACCAGUGUUUGGAGCAAUAAGAUGAUUAUUUUUGCUUGAAUCUUUUUCUAAGAAAAGGAAAAGAGCUGGCAUUGUGGGAAUCUAGAUGCUGUUGGCUGUUUACCUCUUUAGAAGACAAAAGGACGGUGUCUGGACUUUAGCCUUGGGGUAUCUUUGGACGCUUGGAAGAGCAGGAGUCAGGCUGCCAUCCCCAAAGGAGGGGACCCUAACUCUGCCCUUGCCUUGCCAUAAGGCCCCUUCCAGCUCUGCCCACCAAGUGUGCCUCCCACCAUUCACCCUGCCCUUGUGCUCCCCCACCACCACCACCACACACAUCUGGAGGCACUGGCGGUUCUACUCUGGAUGGGUCUCCCUCCCCUUGAUUAGUUCUCCCUCAGGCCUGUCUGGCACACAAGAUAGCUGCUGGCAGGCAGCCUCAGAACAGCCAAGCUUCUUUAUCAGCUCUCCAGACCGACGGGGUUUGGAGGCCGAAGCCAGGGAUACUGCCUCUUCCUCCCUCCCACACUGAGCUGGAGCACAGUGUGGUCCUGCCCUGGCCCUGAGGGCAGGGGGCUCCUGUCCUAGACAUGCUCUUGAAGGGAGACCAGUCCCAGUGCACGGUAGUACUGGCCACUGUUAGCAUUCACCACCGUCACCAAGAGAAAUCCACUGCCAUUGGCUGCCCAGGGAACCCUAGGAUUGCAGAGGCUAUCAAAGGGAGCCCCCCACCCUAGACACUUUCUAGGAGAGACCAUGGGAGGAAGGGAGCUUAUUUGGGGAUGCUUUAAGUCGUCUUGUGCCCUAGCUUUAAAGAAGUCUUGUACCCCAGGGGCUUCUUCCCAUCAGCAGGGCAGGCAGGAUGUACAAUAAGUUUUUCAAAUUUGGGACAGUGUUGGGCGUGAGGGAGGUUUAAAGCCAGGCACAAAGUUAGUUUUAAAUACUAGUUAAUAAAUCUAUUUUUCUUUAUUUUCUUUUUUUGCACAGAAGCUGGUAAUCUAGGACCUACGUGUGAACAACUUUAUAUGAAUAUUUUUUGUACUUGGUUUACUUGGGUUGGUAUGAUACAUUAUAUUUAAGUUCCUUGAACACUGUGGAUCCCCCUAAUGUGUAUGAAUGACUGAGGCUUUGUAAAUUAAGGGACGUUUGUGUGAAUAAAGUUAUUUGAUGGGGUCAAAGAAGCCA